Messenger RNA from Parnassius apollo (apollo), 399 nucleotides. NCBI's taxonomy places the organism in Eukaryota, Metazoa, Arthropoda, Insecta, Lepidoptera, Papilionidae. The record is from the annotation of a GenBank genome assembly.
AUGGUAAGUGAACCAAGCCCAGCACCAAAUCAGGCCGACACGGUCGCAUUCUGGCUCAGCCUGUGUUCAGAGCCAGUAAAUCACAACGAGAGUGCUUGGACGGAAGUUGUGGCGAGUCAGUGUGUGGGUAUUACGCCCAUGGACCCCGUUAUUAUGACUCCGGAUGACGUAGCUGAGGCCCACGACUGGAAAAGUCCGGGGCUAGACGGGCUGCAUCACUACUGGCUGAAGGGGUUCAUGGUGUGUCACGCUGUGCUCGGCCGACAGUUUCAAGAGGCUCUCAACCAGAAGUCGCUCCCAAGCCUCUUCACUACUGGGAUCACUCAUUUGGUUCCUAAAGAUCGGGGUGCCACAGACCCGAGCAAAUACCGCCCCAUCACGUGUCUACCGAUCAUAUAG